This is a messenger RNA of Calypte anna (Anna's hummingbird), 1308 nucleotides long. RefSeq names its product translation initiation factor IF-2-like. The record is from RefSeq and is a predicted model, not a curated record. The transcript has a single exon. NCBI's taxonomy places the organism in Eukaryota, Metazoa, Chordata, Aves, Apodiformes, Trochilidae. Bases 1 to 1308 code for a protein of 435 amino acids.
AUGAGCGGCGCGGUGCCCUGCGGAGCCGCCCGGCCUGGCCGGGGCUCGCCGGGAUGCGGGAGAAAAGCUGCACCUCCCGCCGCCCGGCUCGGGGCCCCUCCGCACCCCUCCACCCUGCAGCGGCACCUUCCCUCACACACGCCCCUCAACAAAAGGGACCAACUUGGGCACAGGCUGAGCGGGGUGGGGAUGUCCCCCCCAGCAACAGCCACGGGUACCCCAGGGGGACAGGGGGGUUACCGAGACGAGCCCGCCACUCGCUGCCACCAUUUUGGGCAAGGGGGACCCACCGCCGGCUCCGUCCCGAGCCCCCCCUCCCUGCCCCUCUUUGUGUGCGGGCACCGACCGGCCCGGCGGAACAAUGCGGCCCGGCGACUGUCGGCCCCGCUCCGCUCGCGGCUGCCCCUGCCGUGCGCCCCGCCGGGUCCGGAGCUGGGGGAAGGAGGGGAUCCUGCUCGCCGCCACUCCGGGACGGACGCGCCGAAAGUUUGCGAGCGCGCCCGGGAGGGACGGGGAAGUGUUUGCCUUUACCCCAAGCGGAGGCGUGACCCCUCGCCGCAUCGCGCCGGGACCCAGCUGCACGCCGGGGGUGGGGGUGCGCCCCUCGCCCCACUGCCCGCCUGCACCGGGACCGGUGUGCGAGACCCGCCGGGCGGCGGGAGCGCAGCGGGGACGGCGCCACGGCACAGAAAGACGGAGACCGGCCGGCGGCUGCCCGGCGGGGCGGGCAGCGUGCGGAAAACGGCGGCCGCGGGGCUCUCACCUCGAUCUCGAAGUCGGGCAGGCGAAACGCGGUGCGAAAGAGGGAGCAGAAGUGCGCGAUGGCCGGGACUUCCCACCAGGAGCGGAGCUCGUCCAGCGCCACCGCCGCCUCGGGGCCACCGGUACCGGCCACGCCGUCCCCGCCGCCGCCGCCGCAGCCGCCGUCCUCCUCCGGGCACAUCUCCCGCGGCUGCCUCCCUGCCUGCCGCCCGCUCGCUCCGUCCCUCAGUCCGCGGGCGGCUGCGUGCCGCCGCCGAUCGGCGCUCCGGCUCCGCCCGCCCCCCGGCGCCGCGCCACGCCGCUCAGCCGCCGCCCCCCGGCGGCCCCGCGCUGCCCCCUCGCUGCCGCCCGCGCAUGGGGCGGCUCGGCGCCGGCGUGGGGGCGCUAGGGCUGGCGAGGGCGCUGCUGCUGCUGCUGCCGCCGGCGGCCGCCGCCGCUGCCCGGACCCAUCCUCCUCCGCCUCCCCGCGCCCUGCAGAGAAACGGCCGCGCCGCCGGGAACAGAUGGGCUCGGGCCGGGGGACACGGGGAGGAGAGGGGGGGGUGA